Nerophis lumbriciformis (worm pipefish) is the source of this 1976-nucleotide messenger RNA. NCBI's taxonomy places the organism in Eukaryota, Metazoa, Chordata, Actinopteri, Syngnathiformes, Syngnathidae. The record is from RefSeq and is a predicted model, not a curated record.
GUGACUUUUCAUGGAAAACACAAAAUUGUUUGGGUGACCCCAAACUUUUGAACGGUAGUGUACAAAUAAAAAAAAAUCACAUUCCACUUGAGUCACAAUUGGAUCUCCCAGACCCAACUUCCUAAAGUGUGGUUGUUUGGCAGCUUGGCCACUUUAAAAAGUGAGCUAGCUGUGAUAUUACCCCUGGCUUUGCCCCGUCACCCUAACCCCUGACAGGUGGAACAUUGCAGCCCUCCCCGUCUCCUCCCUCCCGCCUCCUGAUUGGUGCUGAAGGCGACGACGCUGCAGCCUGGACUCUUUAAAUAAUCCUACAGCGAGAUUGUCUUAUCAAUGAAGUAGUAAAAGGGUGGUCCCUUUUAGGUUCUGAAUUCCACAAAAAGCGACCAAGAUGAAAAUUAUCAUCGGCAUUGGAGGCGUGACCAACGGGGGCAAGACCACCCUGACGAACAGACUGCUCGGGUCUUUGCCCAACUGCUGUGUGGUGUAUCAGGACGACUUUUUCAAGGUAAGACUGUCUUCGAAGCCCGAUCAAAUAGAAGUCGGGGAGGACGGCUUUAGACAGUGGGAUGUCAUCACGGCCUUGGACAUGGAGGCCAUGGUCAGCACGGUGAGAGGCUGGCAGGAGAACCCGGUCAAGUUCGCCCGCUCCCACGGAGUUUGCCUGUCACCCGAAGCCAAAGACUCGUUGAAGGAGGAGAGGAUCCAUAUCCUCAUUGUGGAGGGCUUCCUCAUCUACAACUACAAGCCUCUCAUGGACGCUUACGACAAAUGCUUCUACAUCUCGCUUCCUUAUGAGGAGUGCAAGAGGAGGAGAAGUACGAGGUCCUACACCGUCCCGGACCCGCCCGGCCUGUUUGAUGGCCACGUGUGGCCCAUGUACCUGAAGCACCGCAAAGAAAUGGAGAGUCACUGUGACAGAAUAGGUACGUCAACACAAACACUUCCCAGUGGCCUAGUGGUUAGAGUGUCCGCCCUGAGAUGGGUAGGUCGUGAGUAAGGCUGAAACGACGCGUCGACGUAGUCGACGUCAUCGGUUACGUAAAUACGUCGACGCCGUUUUUGUGCGUCGGCGCGUCGCAUAUUUACGUCACACUACUGUCAUGGCGGAGCGCAAAGCAGACGAUGCGAGCGAGGGGAAAAAAGCACGCCAAAAGUCGUCAAAAGUGUCGGAGUAUUUCAAUAAACGGCCUAAUGUUGUUGUAUGCACACUGUGUCGAGCGGAAAUGGCCUAUCAUAGCAGCACAACGGCUAUGAACGAACAUUUGAAAAGAAAACCCCCGACAGCGUUCUUGCCAUCACCAUCAACUAGUCAAUCGUCCGCGUGCGUAUACGUUGUCAUUAUUACACAAAAACAUGAAUGUGUCAUUUGUAUCUGCGUUGUAAAUUCAUAAACUAAAGCACCGUUUGCUCUGAGAGGCGCGUUUGGCGUGCCUGUUCAGUGUUUACAAAGACGCGCUCCUCUUUAACGCUGUGGAGAGGCGGCGGCGGCGGCGAGCGAGCGGCGAGGCGGGGCGCGCCGGGAGCGACGCCGCAAGAGCCAGAGGACGACGAGCGAGCGAGGAAGAGGAGCUGAAAAGCGAGGAAAGAAAGAGAAAAGAGUUGGAAGAGAAAAGACUUUGUGUAAAAUUAAAAGAUUGUAAACCUGGCAAAGCCGUCUGGCGUUCAGUCUGUCGGUCCUGAAAGAACCCCACGGCACAAGACGUGUCACAAACGCUAACGUUAAUUAGUUGUGCAAAUACCUUUUACAACAUUAACAGUUACAUAUACUAUGUACAAACCAACAAUUAACUUUCACUUUAAUCAUACUAUCAUUGUUGUGUUAUUAAGCAAAAUAAGCAAUACUUUUACUUAUUUUUACACUGUACACUUUUUUGUAUUGGAUGUUUAGCUUUAUUUUUGCACAUUUUAGCAAAUAAGCAAUACUUUUACUUUUGUUGAAAUGUUUACAUUGUUACAGAAUAUUUCCGUUUUGCACU